AUGAGUGUGGACGUGGGCCCUACCUACCCCCCCGUUGUCCGUGAACGCCGCCACCUCAAUCUCCGCCUCCCUCUCCCCGACUCCUCCGAGCGCUGCCCCCGCUUCCCUCUCCCCCUUCCCCCAUCAGCCACCUCCUCCACCGCCUCGGCCGCUACCGCCUCCAUCUCCGCCGCUGACCUGGAGAAACUCCAAGUCCUCGGCCACGGGAACGGCGGCACCGUGUACAAAGUCCGCCACAAGCACACCUCCGCGAUCUACGCUUUGAAAGUCGUCCACGGCGACAGCGACCCCGCCUUCCGCCGCCAGAUCCUGCGCGAGGUCUCCAUCCUCCGGCGCACCGACUCGCCUUACGUCAUCAAGUGCCACGGCGUCUUCGAUAUCCCCGGCGGGGAUAUCGCCAUCUGUAUGGAGCACAUGGACAUGGGCACCCUCGAGACGCUGCUGAAGAACGGCGUCGUUUUCACCGAACAGCUCCUCGCGAAAAUCUGCCACCAAGUGCUCAGCGGGCUGGAGUACUUGCACGCGCACAAGAUAAUUCACCGCGAUCUGAAGCCGUCCAACAUAUUAGUCAAUCAGAAGAUGGAAGUGAAGAUCUCCGAUUUUGGGGUCAGUAAGAUCAUGCAGAGAACAUUGGAUCCCUGCAAUUCCUACGUGGGUACGUGCGCGUACAUGAGUCCGGAGCGGUUUGACCCGGAUACAUACGGGUCGAACUACGACGGGUACGCCGGAGACAUUUGGAGCUUGGGAUUGACUCUGUUGGAACUCUACAUGGGCCAUUUCCCAUACCUGGCGCCGGGCCAACGGCCGGACUGGGCGACGCUGAUGUGCGCCAUAUGCUUCGGCGAGCCGCCGGCCUUGCCGGAAAGUACGUCGGAAAAUUUCAGGAGCUUUAUCGAGUGCUGUUUACAGAAGGAUUCAGGUAAAAGGUGGAGAGCGACGCAGCUUCUGUCGCACCCUUUUCUCAGCAACGUUGACGCGAAAUCGGCGUGAAGCUCCGGCAAUUGAUGGCCAGAAAGUCUGCGGCGGCGAAGAGAUUUUGGGGACUUUGUUGUAAAUAGGAGAUCUUUUGUCCGUUAUUUGAAAUAUCUGGUGUAUAUCCUUUCCUCUGCUUCUGAAUCUCUGUUCUUGACGGGGAGCAAACCGAUCCAUUUCAACACUCGGUGGCUGUAGAAAUUGGGAGAAAAUUAAUCGAAAUUGCUCUUUUAUUAUCAAGAUUAAUUUGAUUUAUAUUUA
Molecule: messenger RNA, 1233 nt
Organism: Sesamum indicum (sesame)
Lineage: Eukaryota; Viridiplantae; Streptophyta; Magnoliopsida; Lamiales; Pedaliaceae
Product: mitogen-activated protein kinase kinase 9
Biological process (GO): protein phosphorylation; MAPK cascade
Molecular function (GO): ATP binding; MAP kinase kinase activity
Source: RefSeq, a predicted model, not a curated record